GAUCAGACUGCGCGGGUGCGCAGGCUGGUCUGGAUCCAUGCUGGUCGCAAACGCACUAUGUGGAUUUGUCGUGACGCGGCUCAAAUGUUUAUUUUACUUCUGCUACAAUUUUUUUCCUGCAGAGAUGACUGUAUAAAUUUCAGGAGAAAUUAAAGAUCUGAUUUGGUGAUAAUUUGAAGCAGUUUGGAUUAUUUUUCUUACUGUCAUCGCAAGGAACCCCGGCUGGAUAUUUUCUCCCGGCUACGAAUAUUUCUGUGAGAGUGGAACUACAAGUGUGUCUGCAGGCAGAUUUGUGUCUUUUACUUCAUCGAGUAGCGGAGGAAUAUAUUAUAAUAAUUGCGUAAACUUUUUCACCGCCAUAUGUUUUGUUUUUAAUAUAAACAUUAGCAUGGGCGUGACAAGGAGCUAAAAGAAUCUGGGAAAAAUUAUUUUGAAAAAAAAAAUCUUCGUGCAAGUGAGAUAAAAAAAGAUGGAAUUAAAUAUGCUGUUAGUGAAAGUUGGAGUUUUUCUAAUUUAUUUUAUGAAACCAGCAAUGCUGGCUAAAGAUUCUAUGGAACUUUCCAAGUUUACGUUUUUAUGGGAGGACGCGGAGGCAAGAUGUUCGAGACAGGGUCAGCUUCUAGCACCUGGUCGUAGAUACAGGGCUAAGAUGAUCAAAAACAUGAUGGUGAAAGAAAAUGUAGAUGCAGUUUGGUUGAAUGGAUGGAGAGCAGUUUCUGACAUCGUACCUGAUGCAGACGGCAAACUAAAUACAUUGAAAGUUGAUUUCAGUAGACCACAAAAUAAAGACCUGAAGAUGAUAUGUCGGUUGGAUUCAGUUUAUUACGAUCCAACAUAUAGAGCGAAGUCGACGGAAAUAGCACGGUCUAAAUGUAAAUCGGAUGGCGCGGAACUUGCUGAUGUCACAACAGAAGAAGAUGUUAAAGAAAUCACAAAAGACAUGCUUGUGGAUACUCCACACUGGAUUAACUCUAUAUCGUCAAAAGGAAGGUCUGGAUAUUACAUUAGUUCAAAAAUAAAACAGUGCCUGGUCGCUAAAUUAGUUGGAGAUGACCUGAAGUACAGUUAUGAAGAUUGUUCUCAAGAAUAUCAUUUUAUUUGUGUCGAAGGCGAUGAUAUAAUGUCGUCAUUUUCACCACUUAUAUCUCUAAAGAUGGCACGGUUUGAAGAAUUUGAAGAAGAAAUAGAGAAGCUAUCGCCCACUACAGCAAUAUUUGAUUUGUUUUCUUCAAGUGAAAUACCAUUAGAAAGCUCUUCAAUAAACGUGCCCGUGUCUUUGACAUCAACUUUUCCACCUACAAUGACACCUGAAAUCACUCCAAGUAAUCAGAUUACUUCAACAUCUAGUUCCUCCCCUAUUCAAUAUACAACGUCAAGUACGUCUGUUAUUCUCAAUGUUCAAUCUGAGAUGACAUAUGCAGAUGUCACUUCCAGUACACAAUCUGAUGUCGCUCCUAGUGUUCAACCUCAUGUGACACCGGCGGGUGUUACCUCCAGUGUUCAGCCUCAAUUGUCACCUACAGAUGUAACCUCCUCUGUUCAAGUUGCAGCAAUCACUACCGAUGUCAUUUCCAGUGUUCAAAUUAUGGACACUUAUGAUGAUAUUUCAGAAACUGAAACUGUUGUUACAACUUCUUCAGUUAGUAGAUCUAAUGUAGAUUCACCUUUAGCCACUUAUACAAUACUAACAACCGCGCCAUAUACAGAUACGACAACAACCAUGGAUAAAGAAUCAUCUUCUGAAGCAGAUAUUUUUUCUUUGACAAUGUUGGAUAAAGAUCCUGUUACUAUUACGAGUUCCGUAAUUUCUACAGAUGUUUCAACUGCCAUGGAUGUUUUACAACCAUCGGAAACCACACAAGAUAUUGUUCAAAUCACAAUAGAUUCAGUGGAUAAUUUAUCUUCGUCAAGCAUAGACGUAACUGAUAUUCAAACGGCAAGUAUCAAUGCGAAUACUGAUGAAACAAUGCGCGUAACAUUCAGCUCCUCGCAAACAGUUGAAAGUUCUAGUAUAGAUACACUUUAUCGAGAAAAUGUUUUUAUUGAGCCUCAGAAUUCCUCAGUUACAAUACAAUUUUCCUCAGACAUGCUAAUCCCGAUGAGCACAACAGUGACAUCAUCAAGUUCGAAAUAUUCGCCACUUUUAACAUUUGUUAAUACAACAGGAUACUACCGGAGUCCGACAGACACAUCUAUUAACACUGACACAGAAUUAUUUGUAAUACAGGCAAUGCAAACAGUACCAUCAAAAUUAUCUUCUUCAAGCUAUUUUGAAACCUUUGACACAUAUGAACCGGAAAACACUAUGCCAACAGACAGACUUGAUAUGGGAGAAGUUUCUACCACACACACUACAUCUGCUAGUGUUUUACAAACCCCAGAUAUCAUCAUCGAACCUUCUUCUACUCUAACUGUAAUGCUAAGUAAGUCAUCAUCAUAUGAAGAAAACAAUUUCAUUUAUGAGUCUAUCAGUAGUUCUGAAAACAUACAUACCACAUCCGCUGAGUUUUUGUCAUCUACAUUUAAACAUUUUGGCACAGAAGAUUCAAAGACAUCUUCACACAUGUCAACUAAUACCAUUUCUCAUUUUACAUCUUUAUCUUCAUCUCAAGAUGUUAUGGCGACACAAAAUACUAACUCAUAUGCAGCGCAUGCGACCGGCUCCUCGCUCAUGCAGAUUACCAGUAAAUCAAGUUUAAUGCCAUAUGAAUGUACAGAGAUUGAUUCCACUACGCUUUGCGGUGAUAUGCUAACUCCUCCAGAUGACCCAUAUACAUUAGAUGUUCUUGAAUCCUCAUCAACAAUUUUUAACUUUAUCACACCAUCAAUGCCAUACUCAUUGACAGAUGUUCCUCUUUCAUCUUCAUUGACAGCAUCAUCACUUUCUACGUAUCCCGCUAAACAUUUGUCAUCUUACAGUUAUAUAACAACGGAAGAUAUUACUAAUAUAGAACCAGAGCCUUCAUUGUCAUCUGUUAGUCCAAGUAAUUAUAAUUACUAUGAUUCCGAAAGAUAUGAUAGUUUUGAUGAAGACGAAGACAAAACCUUUUCACCAGAAAAUGAACCAACUCCAAAAUAUACUAUAGGUACUAGUGAUGAAGAUGAAACAGACCAAGUUGACGAAAAUAUACCAGGAGAUUUAGAUAAAGACGAUAUGGACGAAGACAAUGCAAUUGGAAACGCAAGCGCGGACAAAGGAGAAAUUGUUGAUGAAGAAGAAGGUACAGAAAUUGGUCUAUGGAUAGCGUUUGCGAUACUUAUAACCUUGGUGUUAAUUGCACUCAUUUUAGCAGCAUUCUUAUAUCGAAAAAGAAAACAGCAAAAAUCAAAAGACAUAAAUACUGCAGCACCACCUGCCGCCGCCGGAGAGACUGUCGAAUUAAGAGAUUCUCGCUCUCCAUCUCGCGAGAAUGGGAAACCACGAGAAUCUACAACUUACAAGGAUCCAGCCUAUGAUAUAUAGCAUACGGUCUAAUAAUAUUGUCAAUAUCGAUUCGAGGUGUCUUCGAACAUUAAAGAAAUUGUGCCUUCUGAAUUCUAUCGACAGGGAUUCAAACUACGUUUCUAAAAGGAAGUGAUAGUGAUAAAUUAAACCUUUUACUUUAUAUUGCCGACACAUGAAUUAAAGAUUUUUUUAGAAAAGUGAAGUAGAAAAGUUAAGAUUUACUUCAGAGAAGCAUUCCGCCUCUAAGUGUAGCAUUCUUAGUGUUGUUUGUGUUUUCUUUAUACAGAAAGAUAAUAAAAAAUUACACUGACACAUAUUCUUAACGAGAGGAAUGCUGAAAAUGUGUUUCAUUAUUUGGAACACUACAGGAGUAAUUUGCAGCAUUUUCUAGUCAGUCAAAGAAUUAACUUGAAUUAAGCUUCUUGAACUAUUUUCUCUCUAUAAUUGCUUGUUGAAAUAUGUAUACUCAUUAUUAUAGACUCUGCUGCAGUUAAUGAAAAGUUGUUUUUUUCUAGAGAUAAUUUAUUCAUUUCAUACAAUUUUAUCGGAGCUUAACUAAUGUUUCUACAAAUAAGAGUCCGUGAUCUAGUGCGAUUAUAGUUUUGGACAAGAAAUAUUAAGACACAUAUAAAUUUGCUUGUUGUGACACUGAAAAAAUGUGCCAAAUACUAACUGAUUAUUCCUACCAAAAUGUUAUUUAUGUCAGUUAAAAGCUAAAUGCAUCUAACAGAACGUUAUUUUUAUAUGUACAAUGCUAAUAGCUAAAACAACUUGCAUAACAUUAUCUUUAUCAGUUUAUAGCUAACAACAUAUAAUAACAUCUGGAAAAACAUCAUCUACAUCAGAUAGUUUAUACAGAAUUAACUCUAGUUCGAUUGUGGUGGAAGCUAUAAGCUUAUUGAAACAUUCUCGAAUCCGUUUCUUGAACCAACCAGUAUGAGUGUGAAGUUUCUUGCUCAAGGAAACAAUGUAUAGCCCAAGACGGGGAUAAUGGGUCCCAGUCACAGGAUGAUCUCUGACUGAUUCACCGUGCAUAUUAGUUCUUACAAAAAUAUAUUUUUAACAUGAUUAUAAUGCUAUUGCUUCCAGUGUUUUUAUAUCUAUAUGUCCGCAAUUUAGUUAUUUAUAUAUGUGAAUGUUUACAUUUGUCUUCCCUUUUGAUGUCAGUCAUAUAAAUUGAACAAAAAGAUAUAUGUAUUUUUAUAUGAUUGAUCAGUUAUCGCUCAUUUAUUUUCUGUCCAUACAUGUUAUUUAUAUUAUAUAUAGAUAUAAUAUAAACAAAACUGCAGUGAAAUCUAAUAUUAAAAAGUUGUAGGUUUCUAACCUAUUUCAUUAAUAAUUAUAUUUGAUCACAUAUAAUUUUAUUUAUAGCAUCUUCUGUAAAAAUUUGUUUAUAGCCGUUAUAGAGCUAGACAAUAAAAAUAAGUUGAAAUUAUAUUUAAGUAUUACAUUAAAUUCGAAGCUCAACCUCUUAUUUAUUUGCAGUUUGCAGAAAAGGUGUGUUUGUUUCAGAUUGUUCCUUCUAUCAUUGACCUUCUGUGUCUUGUCUUUGAAAAUAAUGUCAUUAAAGAGAUUUAAAUGAAAAAUAAUUAUUAAAAUGUAAAGUUUU
Ruditapes philippinarum (Manila clam) is the source of this 5054-nucleotide messenger RNA. RefSeq lists its product as uncharacterized. Bases 470 to 3463 code for a protein of 997 amino acids. The transcript has 9 exons. The record is from RefSeq and is a predicted model, not a curated record. Lineage: Eukaryota; Metazoa; Mollusca; Bivalvia; Venerida; Veneridae.